Molecule: messenger RNA, 372 nt
Organism: Seminavis robusta
Lineage: Eukaryota; Bacillariophyta; Bacillariophyceae; Naviculales; Naviculaceae
Source: the annotation of a GenBank genome assembly
AUGUGCGUCUCUGCCACGAGCGUCAACGACGAGCCUGCUUACUACACCAACUUUGGCAACUCUGCAAUCGAAGUUGCUGCGCCCGGUGGAGGUUUGGGACUUGACGAACGAGUGUGGGCCCUUUGUUCCCAGACAAGCUUGGUUAUCAGCGGGUGUCGUUCCGGAUGGUUUAUGCUCGGUCUCUUGGGAACUAGCAUGGCCUCCCCUCAUGUUGCAGCCAUGGCGGCUCUGAUUGUUGAAGAUGUUGGACAAAAUCCAAGACGAGUCAAAGCCAUCAUUCAGAACUCUGCGGACGACCUAGGAGACAACGGAAACGAUCCCUACUUUGGAAAAGGGCGCAUGAAUGUGGCCGCUGCCUUGGGGCUCGAAUAG